This is a messenger RNA of Malania oleifera, 1627 nucleotides long. RefSeq names its product CRS2-associated factor 2, mitochondrial. The record is from RefSeq and is a predicted model, not a curated record. Bases 20 to 1117 code for a protein of 365 amino acids. NCBI's taxonomy places the organism in Eukaryota, Viridiplantae, Streptophyta, Magnoliopsida, Santalales, Ximeniaceae. Gene Ontology annotation, molecular function: RNA binding. Gene Ontology annotation, biological process: Group II intron splicing. The transcript is spliced from 5 exons.
GUUCUCGUGUCUCAGGCCAAUGCUCAAGCUUCUUCUUCCAUGGCGUCGCCCCUCUACGGAAGCCCACACCCUGACCUACUUCCUCAAAUAUCCCGUUUACUUCUCUCUCUGCAACUCUCGCUUCCUUACCCAACAAUCUCAAUCUUCAUCUGAUGACGCUUACGACCCUCCCUUCUCUCCUUCCCUGAAACGCCAAAAACCCAAAACCCAGAAGAAAAAGAAGAAGAAGACGCCCGAUAAAGCUUCAGAUUCCAAGAAAGCACAGAAUUUUCCGGUUAGCUCUGACCUGCCCUUUGAUUUUAGGUUCUCGUACUCCGAGACGAAUCCUUCGGUGGAGCCCAUCGGGUUCCGAGAGCCGACACGGUUCUCUCCAUUCGGACCAGGGCGGCUGGAUCGGAAAUGGACCGGCACGUGUGCGCCGGCCGAAGGAAGGUUCGACUUGGAGACGGCGGCAGAGGAGCGGAAGGCGGUGCUCGGAGAGCCGCUUUCGGAGGAAGAGGUUGCUGAGCUUGUGGAACGAUAUAGGCAUAAUGACUCUGCUCGGCAGAUCAAUUUGGGGAAAGGGGGAGUUACACAUAACAUGUUGGAUGACAUCCAUAACCACUGGAAGAGGGCUGAAGCUGUUAGGAUCAAGUGUUUAGGAGUGCCAACUCUUGAUAUGGACAAUGUUUGCUUCCACCUGGAGGAUAAAUCUGGUGGGAAGAUCAUAUAUCGAAACAUAAAUAUCCUUCUCCUGUAUCGGGGUCGAAACUAUGAUCCGAAGAACAGACCAGUUAUUCCACUGAUGCUUUGGAAGCCCUAUGCACCAAUAUAUCCAAAGCUUUUGAAAAAUGUUGCUGAUGGCUUAACAUUUGAAGAAACUAAGGAAAUGAGAAAAAGAGGACUGAGCUCUCUAGCUCUCAAAAAACUCACCAGGAAUGGUGUGUAUGUGAAUGUAGUGGAUAUAGUGAGGGAAGCCUUCAAGACUGAAGAGCUUGUGAGAUUAGACUGCACCCAUGUGGGUACCAAUGACUGCAAAAAAAUAGGUGUUAAGCUAAGGGAUUUAGUACCCUGCGUCCCUAUUUUGAUCAAGGAUGAGCAGAUUGUGCUUUGGAGAGGAAGGACUCUAACCCAUUGAUGUGACAUACAAGUUCAGAUUGUAUAUUUGAUCUACUGAUACUUUGGUUUAGGUUCUAUAAUUGGCAAGGGUGGCUUAGUGCUUGGUGAUGCCAGGACAGUUUUUGCAGUCCAACUACUUGGUCAUUGGAAUAGUGGCCAGCAUGGCUAGCUUCCCAGAUAUGUCUUUGAACUUUUGCCUGGUUGGUUCAUUGGCCAUACUCCAUGCUAAGGGGUGGCGAUACUGAUCAAAAGACUUCCAUCACUAUACGAACCCUCCAACAGUUGACUUUGUGGUUCGCAUGUCCAAUAAAUCUGCAAAGUUGAAUAUUUGCACUUUGUUUUACAGUAAGUGCAUCACUCGAAUAUUACAUGGCCCGUCCUUGAACUUCAUUAGUCAGUAAUUUUGUGGUUAGGAUGAGGUAUUGGUUGAUGUUAAACUUAAUUUCUUAAUGAUGGAAAUCCUGCUAUUGUAAUCACCACUGGAUUUAUUUUGGAAGCAAUGAUGAAGACGACAUUAAUCUUGCCUUCA